GGCGCCUCGGGGCGGGCGGGGCGGAGCGCUGGCUCCACGUUCCGCCUCCUGCUGCCGCUGCCGGCGGCGCGGGGAGCGGCCGGGACCCCGGUUCUGGCCACGGUCCCGCCGGAGCGGAGCCGUGAGGGGUGGGGUGAGGUGAGGCGAGGCGGGGCCGCCAUGAGCCGCAGCGAGGGGUCGGGCGGCGGCCGCCGCCGCGUCCUGCAGGUGAAGUUCGUGCCCGACGAGGAGGUCCUGAAGCACAUCGCCGACGACACAGGUAUCAAAGUACGGAAGGACAAGCCUCAGCCGAGUAUCAGUUUGAAGAGAUUUGUGAAGAAACUUGAGAAUAUUUCAGAUGAUGAACCUCAGGAGAUCCUAGAAGAGAAGAACUAUGUUGCUACUCUUGGAAUAUGUACCCAAGAUCCAAUGGGAAAUGGCACAAGUGUAAGUGGUGGUGAAGUUUACUCAUUUCAGGCUCCCAAACGCUCUAGUAAAAUGGCAGAGCUGGCCUCUGAAUUAGCCCACACACCAGAACAGAGUGUGGCACCUGAUCACUCCAAGGGCCCUGGGAAGACAGCAAAGACGCCUCAAAGUAGCAAACAUUCAAGUUCAAACAAAGAGCAGCUGAGGAGUAAAAAGAAAGAAUUUGUGUCAACCACACCUUACAGGCUCAGAAAGAGGCUAGCAGCUCCAGAUUCCUGUUUAGAAAGUGAGAGUGAAUAUUCUGCUUCCUGCUCAGAGGAGGAGGAUGAAGAAGAUCAGCAAGAAGUCAGCACUGUUUUAUCAGGUCAAAAGACCCCAGCAAAAACUAAGGCUGCACCUACACCUCCUCCCAGAAACAGCCUAGCCAAAAAAAAUAAGGAGGAAAAGAUGAGCAACCUGAUGGAGGAAUACUUUGAAGCUCACAGUAGUUCCAAAGUGCUCACUUCAGACCGAACGCUGCAGAAGUUGCGGAAAAGAAGGUUGAAUCAGGAAACACUGCGUGAUCUUCUGACAAAAGCUCCCCUUGCCUAUGCUGCUGAAAUUAAAGAACUUAACCAGCAACAUGAAUCCUUGUUUUCCAAGUGGAUGCUGCAAUUACACUUGGGUUUCAAUAUCGUGCUGUAUGGACUGGGCUCAAAGCGUGAUUUGUUGGAGAAGUUUCGUACGUCUCUGCUCCAGGAUUCUGUUCACCUUGUGGUUAAUGGAUACUUCCCCAGCAUCACUGUGAGAUCUAUUCUCAACUCCAUCACAGAGGAGGUAUUGGAUCAUAUAGGAACCUUCCGCAGCCCCCUUGACCAACUUGAAUUCAUUACUAAAAGGUUUAAAGAAGAUCCAUCUUUAGAGCUCUAUGUCCUCAUUCAUAACCUGGACAGCCAGAUGUUGAGAGGAGAAAGAAGUCAGCAGAUCCUUGCACAGCUGUCAUCUCUGCCCAGCAUUUACCUCAUUGCCUCUAUUGAUCACAUCAAUGCUCCUCUCAUGUGGGAUCAGGCAAAGCUGAGUCUCUAUAACUGGCUUUGGUAUGAAACAACCACAUUUAGUCCUUACGUGGAAGAAACAUCUUAUGAGAAUUCGCUUUUAGUACAACAGUCUGGAUCUUUGGCUUUGAGCUCCCUCACGCAUGUCCUGCGCAGUCUCACUCCCAAUGCCAGGGGGAUAUUCAGACUGCUUGCUCAGUACCAGCUGGAGAAAAAGGACAACCCAUCUUAUCCAGGGCUGUCUUUCCAAGACUUUUACCAGCAGUGUCGGGAGGCUUUCCUUGUGAACAGUGACCUGACACUCAGGGCACAGCUGACAGAAUUCAGGGACCACAAGCUCAUCCGGACCAAGCGGGGAGCUGAUGGUGUGGAAUACUUAUUAAUUCCUGUGGAUGACAGUACCUUGACCGACUUCUUAGAGAAUCAGGAUGAAGAUGCGUAAUGUCUCUGUGUUCUCAAAAGCAUCUAUGGCAAAUGCUCUCAAGGGCUGCUGGAGAGGGGCCUGUACUCAGAUCUCUCUUCUUCCAACCCCACGGCUGCUGGACUGAAAAGUGUUAAUUCUAAUGAGCCAUGCUCAUUGUUCAGGUGGUUUGGAAUGAUGACUUCUGUAAGCACAGCAUCUCUUGUGCUGUAGUUGGAUUUGUCUGCUUUGUCUCUUAGCUCAGAUAAUGCCACCUUCAUAUCUGUGCAGCCACUCUUACAGCCAGAAAAGCAAACUCAGUAAGACUGUGCCUUCUGCUCUCUACCUCACCAGACAUGAGGGUUUGAUUGGAGCAAUGUACUUGGGAAGCGCAAGUCACAAGAUGGUCACGGCUUUAGUUUGUACUUGUGGUGCAACUUUUCUCAACUGAGUGCUUUCCAGUACUCCUUUACCAUUUAGACAAAGCUAGCUUCCAGUGUAUGAAGAAGCCAAGAUUUAAAAUGCUAGGAGACCUACCUUGAUUGCAUGAAGAAAGGAGAAUACUAGUGGGUUUGGGAUGCUGUGGGUAACUUACUAAAUUCUGGCAAUAGAACUGAAGGACUUGCCCCAGACCUACAUCCUUUUAUAAGAAGAUUUAGAUGAUCUAAAUUGUGAUAGACUCAAGUCAUUACCUGCUAUUUUCCAAGGUGCAAUCCAGAAAUAUGAAAAGGCUGUGAAGCUUUUUUGUUUAUUUUUUUAAAGCUUGAUUGUAUAUUUGUAUUUUUUACAUCAGGAGUGUCCGUUGAUCCUGAAGGAGGCCUUAAAUGCCACUUAUAAGCUCUCCCUUUUUUUAAGCCCUUAGGAGGUUGGGAGACCACUGAAGUUGGACAUCUUCACUUUUUUUUUCUCAGUUAUGUGAGAGGAAGCUCUAUACUUCCAUCAACUGUAUUCUGCCAGCCAGACACUUCAGGGAUUCUGUAUGUUUAACAUUUGGUAGUCCUGUUACAGCUCAGUGUUGUAAUAGUUUAGACUAUCAAAUAAAGUACCUUAUUAAUUUUCAUUA
Pipra filicauda (Wire-tailed manakin) is the source of this 2902-nucleotide messenger RNA. RefSeq names its product origin recognition complex subunit 2 (gene ORC2). Gene Ontology annotation, biological process: DNA replication. Gene Ontology annotation, molecular function: DNA replication origin binding. Gene Ontology annotation, cellular component: nucleus; nuclear origin of replication recognition complex. Bases 160 to 1881 code for a protein of 573 amino acids. Lineage: Eukaryota; Metazoa; Chordata; Aves; Passeriformes; Pipridae. The record is from RefSeq and is a predicted model, not a curated record. The transcript is spliced from 16 exons.